Molecule: messenger RNA, 1050 nt
Organism: Thermothelomyces thermophilus ATCC 42464
Lineage: Eukaryota; Fungi; Ascomycota; Sordariomycetes; Sordariales; Chaetomiaceae
Exons: 6
Coding region: 1-1050 (349 amino acids)
Biological process (GO): adenosine catabolic process; inosine biosynthetic process
Molecular function (GO): adenosine deaminase activity
Source: RefSeq, a predicted model, not a curated record
AUGCACCACUCCGAAUCCGCACUGCUUGACUGCAAGGCGCUCCCCAAGAUUGAGCUCCAUGCCCACCUGACUGGCAGUAUCGGCCGCCAAUGCCUCCACGAAAUCUGGCUCACCAAGAGAGCUGCGGGCGAAACCGACCUGCAAGAUCCCCUGAUUGAGAUGCCCGCGGGGAAAUUCGACUACGACCUGAAGACGUUCUUCCCUCUCUUCUCCUCCUACAUCUACAACCUCGUCAACGACGCCGCAGCCCUGCGCUACGCCACCCUCUCGGUCCUUCGAGACUUCGCCGCCGACGGCGUCGUCUAUCUUGAGCUGCGCACCACACCGCGCGCCAUGCCGGCCGCGGGUCUGACCGAGGCCGGGUACGUGCAGACCAUUCUGGACGCCAUUGCCGACUAUGAGCGGACAGAGCAACGAAGCCCCGGGUUGAGGACAAAGUUGAUUCUUUCGAUCGACCGUCGACACAGCCCAUCCCAAGCGGCGCGCGUCCUCGCCCUCGCCAAGCAGUUCCUCGGCCGCGGCGUCGUCGGGCUCGACCUGUGCGGGGACCCGGCGGCGCCGCUCGACCCGGCCCUCCCCGCCGUCCUCGACGAGGCCCGGCGCGUGCCCGGCCUGGGCCUGACGCUGCACUUCGCCGAGGCCCCCUGCUCGGCCGGCGCCGCCGAGCUCGACGCCCUGCUCGCCUGCCGGCCCGACCGGCUCGGCCACGUCAUCUGUGUCAGCGAGCGCGUCCGCCGCGAGAUACUGAGCCGGCCCGGGAUCGGCCUGGAGCUCUGCUUGAGCUGCAAUGUCCACGCCGGCAUGAUAUGUGGCGGGUUCGAGGCCCACCAUUUUCGUGAGUGGUGGAACGUCGACGGCACUGUGGUGGUCUUGAGUACGGACGAUGUAGGCGUCUUCGGGAGCCCUCUUUCCAACGAGUACGCGCUCGUAAUCCAACAUUUCAAGCUCAGCCGCUCCGAAGUGUGCGCCCUGGUCAGAAAGGGGAUCGACGUGAUAUUCGGAGGAGAAGAGGAGAAAAGCCGGCUCAGAGAGAUUCUCUGGAGGGAGUAG